AGUGAGCGUCACUAUUAUGUCGACACGAUGGCAAAACCUCCUCGUUCUAUUUGGGUUCAUCCAUUUGAAGAUCCUCAGUUUCUGAGAUCGGCAGGCAUAUCCUCUCGCGAUCUCAGCGAUGAUGAUCACUCUUCCUCUGAGGAUCACCACCCUCGUCCUAUAUCCCCGUCUCCUGGAUCUUUCAGACCCGACUCCAAAGACCCGCAUUCUAGCUCUAAAUCAAACUCCGACUAUCUGAGCGUUCCUGGCGCCUCCACCUCUUCUCCCGCUUCAAGUUCGGUCCGUACUUCUUCCUCCACUAACGAAGGGAAGCAGAAAGAGCGAGGCUUCUUUGGGAGGCUAAAAGAUUCCGCCAUCGGCACUAAAGAGGAGCGUGCCGCAAGGAAACUAGAAAGGAAACGAGAAAGGGAAAGGGUUCGCGCUGAACGCGAGCAACGUCAUCGUGAAGAAGAGCGCCGCUUCAUCGAGGCCCGUAAUCGAUACGUUGCGGAGCGACAGAGGAUGGUCGAGGAAGAGCGUGAGGCCUACAGGAGACAAGGUAUUCCUUAUCCGAACUACGGAGACGGGUAUUCCGGGGCACCGCAUCCAGGAGCGUAUGGUGGUCCCGUUUACAUGCCUCAGUAUGGGUAUGGACAGAGUCCGUAUGGUAGGCGCGGUGGGGUGGGAGGGGGCACCGCAUUGCUUGGGGGCCUACUUGGAGGGUUGUUACUGGGUGACAUUCUAUUCUAGAUUUUCACCCGUUUCGCUGGUCACCUUUGUUUUCUCUUUGGUUCGGGACAUAUCUAUAUUUGCAGGUCAUGUAGUGAUCGAACAAUACUGAGCAGUCAAAGUAUAUGUAUAUAGGUCCGCAGUCUCCAUUAAUUAAUGCUGUGAUCGGUAAGUGCUCACCGUAG
Messenger RNA from Cantharellus anzutake, 893 nucleotides. RefSeq lists its product as uncharacterized. The record is from RefSeq and is a predicted model, not a curated record. The coding region runs from base 28 to 729 and encodes 233 amino acids. The transcript has 2 exons. Lineage: Eukaryota; Fungi; Basidiomycota; Agaricomycetes; Cantharellales; Hydnaceae.